Molecule: messenger RNA, 1773 nt
Organism: Zymoseptoria tritici IPO323
Lineage: Eukaryota; Fungi; Ascomycota; Dothideomycetes; Mycosphaerellales; Mycosphaerellaceae
Exons: 3
Coding region: 1-1773 (590 amino acids)
Molecular function (GO): protein binding
Source: RefSeq, a predicted model, not a curated record
AUGGCUUCUCCCUUCGACGUCGAUGUGCUCGCACGGGAUAUCGGGCAAAGGAUUGCUUCCCAACUACCUUCAAUCCUGAGGCAACUUCUGGCGGAACACAACGAUUUCAGUACGAGUGGCGAUUUGCAGCUGGAAUGCAACCUGUUGAACGGCCAGUUGGGUUCUGCCAUACGACCUCAAACGUUGAAGCUGGCUUCAAUCAACAUCGCAGAAGUGGUGAAUUGUGCAACACCCAGCGCGAAUGGCGAUCACUCGGGCACACCGGUCGACGACACUCUCCCGUCUACUACUUCAGAUCGACCUCCGAGCGCUCAGGCGGGCGCUUCAGCAGAAUCGCCGGGUACACCGCUAGAAAGCAGUGGAGCCAACUCACCGGCAAGGUCUCUGCGGCCUAGAUCUACAAGUACGCCUCAUGCCGAUGAGGACACCAGGCCUGCGAAGCGUCGUGCGACUGGUGGGCUUCGGAUCGGAGGUGCGGAUCAGCCACGAGAGCAGUACGGUGCAGUCACAAGACGUCUUGAGAGCGAUAGCAGGGUCUUUCCGCAGCGGAAGAAGCGACUGCCUGACAACCCGCAUCUGCAGCCAAGCACUCUCGACAAAUUCAUCAAUGGAAUCUGGGAGAACAUCUAUUCCGGGUCGAAAUUGGACCCAGCUGAAGUCAUCGAGCAAUGGCAAGCGAUAGAGUCCAGUGGACAGCCCCGACUGCUUAUGGAUGCGGAAUCCCAGCUUGCCACGCACAACGAUGCUCUGAUCCAGGGCUCGUUCGGUCGGAUGAACGUACUAACGAGGAAGAUCAGCCAGACUAGUCGCACCUGUCGAUCUUUAGAGGUCAUCGUCCAAGCGCACUGGACACAAGUGUUCGACGAACGUGUGCGGGAGCUGAGCGCUGGCACCACGAAAGAAAAGGCCAAGAAGACAGCCAUCUCUGAGGCGUGCAUAGAUUUCGGCUGGACCGAGAAAGAAUUGCGCAAUAAGAUGGCCAUCUGGCGUGGUUACAACGACAUUAUGCAAGCCGCUGGAUGGGCCGCGCUUUGCUUCGCUGGCAUGGGCCUCUACCGAUUUUGCAAGUAUAGAGUAUCGUUCACCGAGGAGACUUUUCAGACUUUACGUUCGUUACGGCAUAGAUUCGAAGUCGCUGCUGAUACACUGCAUCCGCGCUGGCGAUCACUACUCGCUAUCGUCGAUGCGCCCAUACAGCGGAAAUACACCGGCCACCCACACGACUGGGUCGUCUGCGGGCCCGCCGAUCAAGCAAUUCCUCUUCCCGUCACCUACCACAAAUGGGACCUCAACUUUCACUACACCCACCUCGACGAAUCCUGCAUCGACGAAGACGCCUGGGGCCUCUUCGACCCUCGUACCGUCUCGCCGCGUGGCGAGCUAACAUCCAUGAAAUGUCCCACCUGCUCCUCCUCCCAAUCUGACGACCCACGGCAAAACAGCUGCACCUGCUUUCCCAACCUCUACGGACACAACAAAGCCGGCUUCAUUCCCGUGCAAGUCUACCAAACGCCCAACGGCAAGAACAAUGGCCUGUUGGCGUGCUGUGCGUUUGAGAGGGGCGCCGCGGUGGGCGAGUUUGUCGGUCAGGUCACGAGUGGAUUGGCGAACAUGGAUGUCAUGGUCGGUCAGACGGAUCGGGCUUCGUAUCAGAUUUGGCAGGGCAAGAUGGGGAACCAUACGAGAUUCGUGAAUCAUUCUUGUAAUCCGAAUAGUCAAUUUGAGCGAUUCGUGUGGAUGGGGACGCAGCGUGAGUUUUCAACGAGCGUCUAA